Messenger RNA from Momordica charantia (bitter melon), 906 nucleotides. RefSeq lists its product as uncharacterized. The record is from RefSeq and is a predicted model, not a curated record. Lineage: Eukaryota; Viridiplantae; Streptophyta; Magnoliopsida; Cucurbitales; Cucurbitaceae.
AUGGUCCCGCUAGAGCAAGUGCUGAUGGAGAUCAAAUAUCAGAGGUUGCUCCAAUGGCCAGAGAGGAUGAAUGCACCACAAAGUAAAAGAAGCAAAGGGCGAUACUGCCUCUUCCAUCGAGACCACGACCAUGCUACUCAGGAUUGCUUUGAUCUCAAAAAAGAAGUGAAAGAGCUCAUCCAGAGAGGGUAUCUCAAAGAAUAUGUGGAAGAUCCUAAAGCAACUCAAAAUGGUGAGAACGAUAGUAAGUCACCCGCUCGAGAAAUUCGAACAAUAAUGGGAGGUCCGAUGGAGAGAGAAUUUGGCAGAAAGAGAAAGGCGAGUAUACGAGAGACCAGGACGAGCCAGGUGCAACAUGAAAUCUACCAUACAUUUGUUGCAAAACAGCCAGCAAAAAUCGAGUUCUCAGAGGAUGAGGCAACUCAUCUCCUCCACCCGCAUAACGACGUACUGGUCAUUACUCUAAAAAUAGCCAAUGCAAAGGUGCAUCGGAUCUUGGUAGAUGGGGGCAGCUCAGCAGAUAUCAUUUCCUUGACAGCCUACAAAGCCAUGGAUCUAGGGGAGAGAGGGCGUAAAAGUAGUCCAGCAUCACUGGUAAGGUUUAGAGGAGAACGAGUCAUCCCUGAAGGGAGAACAGAAUUAACGGUGACAUUCGGAAGUGGGCCAAAAAGCAUCACCACGAUCAUGGACUUUCUAGUCAUUGACUAUGCAUCCUCCUAUAAUGCGAUACUCGGAAGACCAACAAUACACAUGCUCAAAGCAAUACCGUCCACGUACCACCAGUCUAUCAAUUUUCCAACACAUGGUGGGAUAGGUGAGAUCAAAGAAGAGCAACGAGUAUCACGUGAGUGCUACUACACCUCAAUGAAGGGCAACGACAGGGCUUCUACUGCGGGCGGCCAUUGA